UCAUGUGACGGGCGCAGUAGUAAGGCAGGUGCCUGGGGCUCGUGGCAGAGGGGCUGGCGCUUGGCUGCCGCCCGCGCUGCCUCCGCCGCGCCGCGCCUCGCCCGGGCUCGCUUCGCAGGCUGCGCCGCCGCCGCCGCCACUCGCGAGCUGGAUGGCGUGGGACAUGUGCAGCCCGGACGCCGCCUGGACCGAGCUCGAGUGUGCUGCUCUGGUUGGUGAAGACCAGCCUCUCUGCCCCGAUCUUCCAGAACUUGACCUUUCGGAAUUGGACGUGAAUGACUUGGAUGCAGACAGCUUUCUGGGUGGACUCAAGUGGUACAAUGACCAAUCAGAAAUAAUUUCCAAUCAGUAUCCCAAUGAAUCGUCGAAUAUUUUUGAGAAAAUAGAUGAAGAAAAUGAAGCCAACUUGCUAGCAGUCCUCACAGAGACAUUGGACAAUAUCCCUGUGGACGAAGAUGGAUUGCCUUCAUUUGAGGCGCUGACGGAGGGGCAUGUGACCAAUGAAAACGAUGCUAACUCUUCACCAGCAUCCAACAGCAACCCUCCACCACAGGAGGCGGAAGAGCCAUCUCUACUUAAGAAGCUCCUGUUGGCUCCGGCUAACACCCAACUAAAUUACAAUGUGUGCAGGGGCCUCAGCACACACAACCAUGCAAACACCAAUCACAGGAUCAGAGCAAGCCCUGUGCCGGUUAAGAGCGAGAAUUCAUGGAGCAAUAAAGCAAAGAGCGUUUGUCAACCACAGAAGCCACAGAGACGUCCCUGCUCUGAGCUUCUCAAGUAUCUGACUACAAACGAUGAUCCUCUGCAAACCAAACCAACAGAGAACAGGAACAGCAACAGAGACAAAUGCACCUCUAAAAAGAAGGCUCUCUUGCAGUCCCAGAUGCAUCCUUUGCAAGCCAAACAAAUGAGUUUAUCGCUUCCUUUGACGCCUGAGUCACCAAACGAUCCCAAGGGUUCCCCAUUUGAGAACAAGACUAUUGAACAAACUUUAAGUGUGGAACUCUCUGGAACUGCAGGCCUUACUCCACCUACAACUCCUCCUCACAAAGCCAACCAAGACAACCCUUUUAGGACUUCGCCAAAGCCAAAGUCAUCGUGCAAGACUGUUGUGCCCCCUUCCUCAAAACCCCGCUGUAGUGAGUCUUCCAGCUCUGAAGGACAUAACUUGCUUCAGAAGGGCCCAAAGCAGUCGGAGCUGUACUCACACCUUAGCAAGACAGCUGUCCUGUCUGUUGGCCAUGAGGAGAGGAAGACAAAGCGACCUGGCUUGCGGCUGUUUGGUGACCAUGACUACUGUCAGUCUGUUAACUCAAAAACAGAAGUACGUCUCAACCUAUCCCAGGAACUUCAGGAUUCCGGACAAGUAGAAUUGAAAGGCUGCAUGCCUGGGCGGCUAUGUCCUAUUUGUUCUCCUUUGGAACCACCCAAUCCAUACAGCAAGCGAGAGAUUUCACAGGUGACCCAGCAGGAUUUUCAGUGCAACAACCGGAAACAGCUCCAAGAUCAGGAAAUUCGGGCUGAACUUAAUAAGCACUUUGGUCACCCUAGCCAAGCUGUUUUUGAGGAAGAGACCACUAAGAGCGGUGAACUGAGGGACAUCAAUUAUAACAAAGGACAAUUCUCCAGACUCCCUAUGUUUCUAAAUUCAGGGCUGGUAAUGGAUGGUCUUUUUGAUGACAGUGAAGACAAAAGUGACAAACUGUGCUGCUCAUGGGAUGGGACACAAACCUACUCCUUGUUUGACCUAUCACCUUCUUGCUCUUCCCUUAACUCUCUGUGCAGAGAUUCAACGUCUCCAUCCAAAUCCUUUCUUUCUCAAAGAUUCCAAAGGGUACGGUCUCGAUCAAGGUCCUUUCCUCAGCGCAGGUCUUCUUCCCGUUCUCCAUAUUCCCGAUCAAGGUCAAGGUCACCAUGCAGUAGAUCCUCUUCAAGAUCUUAUUACUACGAAUCUGGUCAUUGUAGACCCCGGGCAUACAAAAGUUCUCCCUUGUAUUCAAGAUCACGAUCCAGAUCACCAUAUAGUCGUAGACCUCGAUAUGACAGCUAUGAGGAAUAUCAGCAUGAAAGACUGAAGAGGGAGGAAUACCGCAAAGAGUAUGAAAAAAGGGAAUCCGAAAGGGCCAAACAAAGGGAGAGGCAGAGGCAGAAAGCAAUUGAAGAACGGCGUGUAAUUUAUGUUGGGAAAAUUGGACCUGACACCACCCGAGCAGAACUGAGAGACCGGUUUGAAGUUUUUGGCGAAAUUGAGGAGUACACAAUAAAUCUACAGGAUGAUGGGGAUAGCUAUGGUUUCAUCACCUAUCGCUACACCUGCGACGCUUCUGCUGCUCUGGAGAACGGACACGCUUUGCGCAGGUCCGACGAACCUGACUUCGAGUUGUAUUUUUGCAGACACAAACAGUUUUGCAAGUCUAACUAUGCAGACCUAGAUUCAAACUCUGAUGAUUUUGAUCCUGCUUCUACUAAGAGCAAGUAUGACUCCAUGGAUUUUGACAGUUUGCUUAAAGAGGCACAGCGAAGCUUACGGAGGUAACGUACAUCGUGGCCAAGGAUAACGGACGGAUGGCCAAUACCUCAUGGACAUCAUGUCCUUCAAUAACGGACAAUGAAGAAAGUCAUGCUUACAGAUUUCUCCUACUCUGCACUCUCUCUAUUGAAAACAUGGUUUACAUGGACACAGCAGCUUAAAGAAUGAAGAAACAAAUCAGUCUCGUUUGAGCAUGUACCCCUAGGUCUCAGGGCAAAGAGGAUGAGAGUUUGAUUUUCAUAGAGAGUGCCAAGUGGAAACCACUUGAAAUGGCAGCAGUUCCAUAGAGAUACACUUAAAAAAAUGAGAACUUCAAAAUGUGUACAUAAGACAUUUUCAAAACAAAGCAAAUUCAAAACUUCAGCUGCUGACGUCUGAAAGAGAUGUGUAUUGGUUCUUUAUUUUUAAAUGAGCUUCUCACAACAUGUUUUAAUAUGAUGACAAUCCUGAAGAAUACUACAGUUCCUGCAAAACCCACCAUCUCUCUCUGUUGUGCUUUUCCUGUGAAGGCAAAAAAAGAUAAAUAUGGAAGGGUGAAAAACUUCUGUGGCAUUUUAAAAGUUUCGUCUUUUUAAUUGUGACAUCUGUGUCAGUGUCCAAAAUGUUUAUCUCACAUGGAGAAAUUUUUGGGCCCCCCAUUAACUGUCAACAUUAUCCAUUGGAUAAGCUGCCAUGAGUUGAGGGGAUGUCUUGGGUAUAUGGGUUGGGGGUGGAUGGACAGUUGUUUUAUUCACUACAUUUGAGAAUGUAGUUGAGUAUUUACAGAUGUUAAAUGGAGUAUUUUUAUUUUGUGUACAUACCAUAUGACGAGAAAAUGCAUUUUUUUUGGUUACAGCUAUGCACUGUAAAUGCAGCCUUCUUUUAAAAAAAACUGCUGAAUUUUUUCUUAAUCAAGAAUAUUCAAAUGUAAUUAUACAAAGCAAAACAAUAUUGUACACUAACCUAUUUAGAAAGCUGAACUUAGGCUUAUAUAUAUUUGAUUGUAAAAAAGAGAAGUGUGCGAGUGUGAGUGAAUGUGUUGAGUGCAGAAAUAUCAAUGCUUUACGCACAUCAUACAUCCCUCCUUUAAUGGGUUUAGAAAAAUUGGCCAUGACUCUUGCUGAAGUCAAGCGCUUUGAAGUCCUGUUUAUUCAUUAGCCUGGGUGUAGUAUAGCUGCUCUAGUCCUCCAUUGCUGUACCCAUCUUUCUCCUAGGAGUGGGGCAUCACCAUCUACCAUCAAUAUGAGUCCUUUAGGAGACAUUACAACUGUGUGUUCUACGAGCCUACCUAUGGGAGCACACGCUACCUAGAAACAUAGACCUGGAAUGGAUCCCAAGGGUCAUCUAGUCCAAUCCCAUGCACAAUGCAGGAAAUUCAUAGCUACCUCCUCCCUACUCCCCCUGCUCUAUGCCUAGAGGAAGGCAGAAAACUUCUAGGAUUCUCAGCCAAUCUGGCCUGGAGGAAAAUUCCUUUCUGACCUCAAAGUGGCAAUUAGCAUUACCUUGGGCACAUAAAAAAGGGCCACAAGAACAUAGCACUGGCUCAUCAUUUCCCCUCAUCAUCUGCCUAAAUUAAUAUUCAUUUAAGGUCAUAGAAGCUGUCAGAUGGCCAUCUAGCUUCUUUUUAAAGCCUUCAAAGAAGGAGCGCUCAUCAUCUGAGGAAGCCUGUUCUACUGAGGGACCGCUCUAAUUGUCUAAUGUUUAGCCAAAAACUCCUUUGAUUUAAUUUCAACCCAUUGGUUCUGGUCCGACCUUCUGGGGCAAUGGAAGACAACUCCGCACCAUCCUCUGUAUGACAGCCCUUCAAGUCUUGAGGGCUAUCAUAUCUCUCAGUUACCUCCUCUCCAGGCUAGACAUAUCUAGUUCCUUCAACCUUUCCACAUAGGACUUGGUCUCCAAACCCUUCACCAUCUGUGUUUACCUCCUUUGGGCAUGUUCCAGGUUGUCAACAUCCUUCAACUGUGGUGCCCAAAACUGAACACAGUGCUCCAAGUGAGGUCUAACCAGAGCACAGUAAAGUGAUACCAUCACUUCAUAUGAUCUGGACAGAAUAAUUAUGUUGAUACAGCCCAAAAUUGCAUUUGCCUUUUUAGCUACAGCAUCACACUGCUGACUCAUGUUCAGUGUAUGGUCUACUAAAACCCUAGAUACUUUCUCAUGUACUACUGCCAAGACAAGUAUGUUUUUGCCUUUUCCUACCUAAAUGCAGAUCUUUACAUUUGUCUCUGUUGAAAUUCAUUUUGUUUGUUGUAGCCCAGUUUUCCAGCCGGUCAGGAUCAUCCUAAAUCUUGAUUCUGUUUUCUACAGUAUUUGCUACUCUUCUCAGUUUAGUAUCAUCUGCAAAUUUAAUUAGCAUCCCCUUUAUUCCUUUAUCCAAGUAAUUGAUAAAGGCAUUGAAAAACACAGGGCCCAGGGGAGAUCCUUGAGGCUUUCCACUUGUCACUCCUCUCCAAGAAGAUGAGGAACCAUUUACAAGCACUCUUUGGGUGCAAUCUGUCAACCAGUUACAAAUCCUCCUAACAGUAAUAGGAUCCAAACCACUUUUUACCAACUUGUCAACAAGAAUAUCGUGUGGAACCUUAUUUACUAAAUGCUGAAGAGCUGACUGAUGAUUUGUUCUAAAACAUUUCCAGGUAAGGAUGUCAAGCUGAUGGAUCAGCAGUUACUUGGACCUUCUUUUUCCCCUUCUUGAAGACGGGGACAACAUUGGACCCCCUCCCCCCCAGUCUUCUGGCACCUCGCCCGUUCUUCAGAAGUUCUUAAAGAUGAAAGACAGAGGCUCUGCAAUUACAUCAGUGAGUUCCUUUGGUGCCCUAGGAUGCAAUUCAUCUGACCCUAAGGACUUAAUUUCAUUUUAAAAAGCUAGGUGUUCAUGUCCCACCCUAUGCCUAUGCUAGGCUACAGCUCCGUUCUUUCAUUAGGGGGGGGGGGGGUUCCGACAGUUUCCCUGAUAAGAAAAGACCAAGGCAAUGUAGGAAUUGAGCAGUCCUGCCCUCUCUUUAUCACCUGUUAAAAUUUCACUUUCUUCUCCUUGCAGUGGGCCUGCCACUUCCUUGUUUUUUUUCUUGCUCUGAACUUAACCAAAGAACCCCUUUUUUGUUGUUUUGCAUCUCUUGCUAGCCUAAGCUCAUACAGAGCUUUAGAUUUUCUAAUGCUCUCUCUACAAGCACUGGCAAUUUUUUUAUAUUCAUCCUCGGUCAUAUGGCCCUCCUUCCAUUUCUUAAGCCUGCAGUGUUCCUGAUAUGAGCAGCCAACAUUUUGAGUGAAAUAGGGUAGCAAUCACCUAGAGCAAAAAAGAACGUGAUGUUCUCGAAAACUGAUGCAUUGCCCUAGUCAUACGAAACAGUGAACAGAUGUAUUGGAAACAUCACAGGUCACUUGUGUUCCUGUUGGUGAGUAUGCGUGGUUGUAACCAUCUAAAGGACUGUGGUUAGAGCAGUUUAUGAGUGGUUAUCUAUCAGGGUAUUGGUGUUCCUCCAUUAUUGGAAGAGGACGUUGCUAGUAGUGAAGCCUAAUUCUAAGUUUUAAAAUCCUAUGACUUCCUGACUCCAUGCCAUAAGAUUCUUUUAAAAAGCUUUGGGGCCACUGGAAGCUGGAUUUCACAUUGGUAUAAUCUAUUCACUGUUGACUCAAAACUUGCUUUAAAUUGGAGACAUGACUUGCAAGACAGAGAUUAUCCUGUGGCUUCCGUGAACGCUCUUUGUUUUGGCUGUCUGUGGUAAAAUUACUGGAGUAACACUGGGGAAAGCAGUGAGUUGCUACUGUUUGUUCAGAUUAAUUGGAAUGGUUAGGAAAGCUGUGGUAGGAUAUGCCACCCCAGGGUCUGCCCUAAUCCUGAGGCCAGGGGAGAUUGAUGUUGGUGGGAGCACCCACUGAGGCAGCAGCAACCAUAUUAUACACCAGGUAAAGUAUAAAAGAGAGUUUUGGAACUAAACUAAAUGUUCAGCAGCGACAGGACUGGCCAUCUUGGUUGCCACAGAAGUAUGGCACAACUAUGGGGAGGGGCUGUGCAGAGAGGAGGAGCCAUGUGAAGGGGAGGAGCUAAGCAAUGGGGUUCCUAGUCCUCCUGGAUCUGCUGACCAGCUUCUUCGUUCCUGAGUCCUGUUGAUACUAAUGGGACAGUUAAAGCACAUUCUUAAUUCUCUACAUUGAACACAACAGAACUUUUAAAAGUGUGUUAGCUA
This is a messenger RNA of Eublepharis macularius, 6696 nucleotides long. RefSeq names its product PPARG coactivator 1 alpha (gene PPARGC1A). Gene Ontology annotation, cellular component: nucleus. The record is from RefSeq and is a predicted model, not a curated record. Bases 152 to 2539 code for a protein of 795 amino acids. Gene Ontology annotation, molecular function: RNA binding; transcription factor binding. Gene Ontology annotation, biological process: positive regulation of transcription by RNA polymerase II. The transcript has 13 exons. Lineage: Eukaryota; Metazoa; Chordata; Lepidosauria; Squamata; Eublepharidae.